This is a messenger RNA of Loxodonta africana (African savanna elephant), 733 nucleotides long. RefSeq names its product Purkinje cell protein 4 (gene PCP4). The transcript has 3 exons. Bases 89 to 277 code for a protein of 62 amino acids. The record is from RefSeq and is a predicted model, not a curated record. NCBI's taxonomy places the organism in Eukaryota, Metazoa, Chordata, Mammalia, Proboscidea, Elephantidae. Gene Ontology annotation, molecular function: calcium ion binding; calmodulin binding. Gene Ontology annotation, cellular component: cytoplasm.
GAAAAACCAGGAUCGGGGGAUCGCGUUCCUUGAGCAGCCCUGGUCCUGCUGAGCGCUGAGAUCCUGGAACUGCUCUGCGACAGCCAACAUGAGUGAGCGACAAGGUUCUGGGGCAACCAGUGGAAAAGACAAGACAUCUGGUGAAAAUGAUGGGCAGAAGAAAGUUCAAGAAGAGUUUGACAUCGACAUGGAUGCACCAGAGACAGAACGCGCGGCAGUGGCUAUUCAGUCUCAGUUCAGAAAAUUCCAGAAGAAGAAGGCGGGGUCCCAGUCCUAGUGGGAGACCCCCUUCAUAGUGCACCAGGAGACACUGAAUACAGCCAUCACCUGUCAAGGAAUUAAAACAACAACACCCUAGAGAGAAACUAUCCAUCCACAUCUGACACACACAAAGCAAACUUAAAAUGCAUGUACAGAAACCCCUGAUACUUAUACCCUUGUAGGAAGGUGUAAAACAAUGAGAUUGUGAGUGGUUUCAUCUCUGUGUCGAUCUCCAGUAUCAUUCCUCCUGCAACUAUCUUGCCUGAUGUUGUAAUAAAAUAGAGUUAAGAAGAGUAAUUAAAGUGUCUGCCUUUCUCUCUCUAUUAAUCUAGGAAGUUACUUCGUACUGCAGGUGAGUGCAAACCAGCUGCCUAUUUCCUUCUCUUAAACGUUGGAAGCCCUGGUGGCACAGUGGUUAAGAGCUCGGCAACUAACCAAAAGGUCGACAGUUCGAAACCACCAGCUGCUCCUU